Molecule: messenger RNA, 1161 nt
Organism: Auxenochlorella protothecoides
Lineage: Eukaryota; Viridiplantae; Chlorophyta; Trebouxiophyceae; Chlorellales; Chlorellaceae
Product: Glutamine synthetase cytosolic isozyme
Exons: 3
Coding region: 1-1161 (386 amino acids)
Cellular component (GO): cytoplasm
Molecular function (GO): glutamine synthetase activity
Source: RefSeq, a predicted model, not a curated record
AUGUCUCCCACCAACGGCGAGAAGCAUACCCUGGCCCCCGUGUUCGGCACGAAUGGCCAGAUCACCCAGCUCCUGGACCCUGAGCUCUGGAACCGGUUCAAGGACCUCGACCAGUCUGGCAAGAUCUGCGCCGAGUACGUGUGGAUCGGCGGCACCGGGGAGGACCUGCGCUCCAAGACCCGCGUGCUCGACUCCGUGCCCAAGUCCGCGGCGGACCUCCCCGACUGGAACUACGACGGUUCCUCCACAGGCCAAGCCCCCGGCGACGACUCGGAGGUGUACCUGAAGCCUCGUGCCAUCUACCGCGACCCCUUCCGCGGCGGCGACAACAUCAUUGUGCUGACCGACGCCUACGAGCCGCCACGCGUGCAGCCCGACGGCUCGGUCAAGCCCCCGGUGCCCAUCCCCACCAACACGCGCGCGGCGUGCGCGGAGGUGAUGGAGAAGGCCGCCUCGCACGAGCCCUGGUUCGGCAUCGAGCAGGAGUACACGGUGCUGGACGCGCGCACCAAGUGGCCCCUGGGGUGGCCCACCAACGGCUUCCCGGGGCCGCAGGGCCCCUACUACUGCGCGGCGGGGUCGGGGUGUGCCAUCGGGCGCGACCUGAUCGAGGCCCACCUCAAGGCCUGCCUGUAUGCGGGGCUGAACGUGUCGGGCGUGAACUCGGAGGUCAUGCCCAGCCAGUGGGAGUACCAGGUGGGCCCCGUCACCGGCAUCGACGGCGGCGAUCAGCUGUGGAUGUCGCGCUACAUCCUGGUGCGCUGCGCAGAGCUGUACAACGUGGAGGUCACCUUCGACCCCAAGCCCAUCCCGGGCGACUGGAACGGGACGGGCGGGCACGUCAACUACUCCACCAACGAGACGCGCGCCAAGAACACGGGGUGGGACGCCAUCCAGAAGCAGGUGGAGAAGCUGGGCAAGCGCCACGCGGUGCACAUCGCCGCCUACGGCGAGGGCAACGAGCGCCGCCUGACGGGCAAGCAUGAGACGUCCUCCAUGCACGACUUCUCCUGGGGCGUGGCCAACCGCGGCUGCUCUAUCCGCGUCGGGCGCAUGGUGCCCGUGGAGAAGUCGGGGUAUUACGAGGACAGGCGCCCCGCCUCCAACCUCGACCCCUACCAGGUCACACGCCUGCUGGUGGAGACCACCCUGCUCAUGUGA